GCAGUGGGCGGCGCCGCUCCGGGCCGCCUCCGCCACCGCAAGUAGGAAGCGCGAGCGCCAGGCGCCGAGCUGUCAGUGAGCGUGGGGCCAGCAAGCGAGAGAGCGGCUCCGGCUUUGCUCCGCGCCGCGCCGACCCGACGCUCCCGGGCCAGUGCCGCUUUCGCGCCUGCUCUCCGAGACCUCGGCCACCUGCCUGCGGUCCCGCCGCCCCUCCCCCGCCCGCCCCCGCCCUCCCGGGCUGCUGCUCCCCGGCGGAGGCGAGAGGUGGCUGGGGGGACCAUGGCUGACGUUUUCCCGGCCAACGACUCCACAGCGUCUCAGGACGUGGCCAACCGCUUCGCCCGCAAAGGGGCGCUGAGACAGAAGAACGUGCACGAGGUGAAGGACCACAAAUUCAUCGCCCGCUUCUUCAAGCAGCCCACCUUCUGCAGCCACUGCACCGACUUCAUCUGGGGGUUUGGGAAACAAGGCUUCCAGUGCCAAGUUUGCUGUUUUGUGGUUCACAAGAGGUGCCAUGAAUUUGUUACUUUUUCUUGUCCGGGUGCAGAUAAGGGACCUGACACUGAUGACCCCAGGAGCAAGCACAAGUUUAAAAUCCACACAUAUGGAAGUCCCACCUUCUGUGAUCACUGUGGGUCACUGCUGUACGGACUUAUCCACCAAGGGAUGAAAUGCGACACCUGCGACAUGAAUGUUCACAAGCAGUGUGUGAUAAAUGUUCCCAGCCUCUGUGGAAUGGAUCACACAGAGAAAAGGGGGCGGAUUUACCUGAAGGCUGAGGUCACUGAUGAAAAGCUCCAUGUCACAGUACGAGAUGCAAAAAAUCUAAUCCCUAUGGAUCCAAAUGGACUUUCAGAUCCUUACGUGAAGCUGAAACUUAUUCCUGAUCCCAAGAAUGAAAGCAAACAGAAAACCAAAACCAUCCGCUCCACACUGAACCCCCAGUGGAACGAGUCUUUCACAUUCAAAUUAAAACCUUCAGACAAAGACCGACGACUGUCUGUAGAGAUCUGGGACUGGGAUCGAACAACAAGGAAUGACUUCAUGGGAUCUCUUUCCUUUGGAGUGUCAGAGCUAAUGAAGAUGCCAGCCAGUGGAUGGUACAAGUUGCUUAACCAAGAGGAAGGUGAGUACUACAAUGUGCCCAUUCCAGAAGGGGAUGAAGAAGGCAACGUGGAGCUCAGGCAGAAAUUCGAGAAAGCCAAACUUGGCCCUGCUGGUAACAAAGUAAUUAGUCCUUCAGAAGACAGGAAACAACCUUCCAAUAACCUUGACAGAGUGAAGCUCACGGACUUCAAUUUCCUCAUGGUGCUGGGGAAGGGGAGUUUUGGGAAGGUGAUGCUUGCUGACAGGAAGGGAACAGAAGAACUGUAUGCAAUCAAAAUCCUGAAGAAGGAUGUGGUGAUUCAGGAUGAUGAUGUGGAAUGCACCAUGGUGGAAAAGCGGGUCCUGGCCCUGCUGGACAAGCCCCCAUUCCUGACACAGCUACACUCCUGCUUCCAGACCGUGGAUCGGCUUUACUUCGUCAUGGAAUAUGUCAACGGUGGGGACCUCAUGUACCACAUUCAGCAAGUAGGGAAAUUUAAGGAGCCACAAGCAGUAUUCUAUGCAGCAGAGAUUUCCAUUGGAUUGUUCUUUCUUCAUAAAAGAGGCAUCAUCUAUAGGGAUCUGAAGUUAGAUAAUGUCAUGCUGGAUUCAGAGGGACAUAUCAAAAUUGCUGACUUUGGGAUGUGCAAGGAGCACAUGAUGGAUGGAGUCACGACCAGGACCUUCUGUGGAACACCAGAUUACAUCGCCCCAGAGAUAAUUGCUUAUCAGCCAUAUGGAAAGUCUGUGGACUGGUGGGCCUACGGUGUCCUGUUGUACGAAAUGCUAGCUGGACAGCCUCCAUUUGAUGGUGAAGAUGAAGAUGAGCUGUUUCAGUCUAUAAUGGAGCACAACGUUUCCUACCCCAAAUCCUUGUCCAAGGAGGCCGUUUCCAUCUGCAAAGGACUGAUGACCAAACACCCAGCCAAGCGCUUGGGCUGUGGGCCCGAGGGGGAGAGAGAUGUGAGAGAGCAUGCCUUCUUCCGGAGGAUCGACUGGGAGAAGCUGGAGAGCAGGGAGAUCCAACCACCGUUCAAGCCCAAAGUGUGUGGCAAAGGAGCUGAAAAUUUUGACAAGUUCUUCACACGAGGGCAGCCUGUCUUAACGCCACCAGAUCAGCUGGUCAUUGCUAAUAUAGACCAGUCUGAUUUUGAAGGGUUCUCAUAUGUCAACCCCCAGUUUGUACACCCGAUCUUGCAGAGUGCAGUAUGAAACUCACCAAUGAGAGCAAAUGCUUCCCUAUCCCCUAACCCCCAACCCCAGAAAUGGGAAAUUAUCCUUAAUCCUAAUAUUUGAAGGCCACAGCCUGUGUCUUGUUCCACAUGGAGGCCUGAAAUUUGUAGGGUCAUUAGUUCACAUGUGAUUGACUUUUCAGGGUCUCUCUCUUACAACCAAGAACAUUGUCUUAGUGGAAGAUGACAUAUGUACAGUGUCCAGUUUAAUUAUGUAGAAGUCACACCUGGCUGUAGGUUAACAUUUCCUAGAAAGCAAACAGACUCUUGCCCCUUUUUGGUACGAUUUGACAUAUUCUCCAUAUCCUCCAUCUGUGGAUUUUCACCAUCAAGAUCCCCUAACCAGAGAUAUUAAAUGAAACUGUUCCAACUCAAUGGACUGGAAACAUCUCCACCCAAGAUGUCUUUGGAAUGAAAGAACAAGGAGCCCAGAGAGUGAGCAAAGAGGGACUAGGGGUAGGAGAGGCUUCAAGAUACCUACUGCUUCUGUUCUCUGCCUCAGUGGAAAAAGAUCCUAGAAUCUGAAAGGCUAGAAUGGACCUAAUCACUGUUCCCAAAGAGUAUAACCCAACUGUAGUCCAGCAGUUUAAGAAAGAAAGGAAAAGAAAAUGAAAACUUCAAAUGAGAGUUGGGUGAAUCUAUCAUCUGUUGCCCUACUGGUUGAUAACUAUCUUGAUACUUACAUUCUUUUUAAGAGGCCAAAUCAUCUAAGGAUUUUCUUAAAUGAGCAUGUGAAAUCAUUUCAGAUCAAGGAUAAACUAGUCUGUAUGUAUGUCCAUUUUAAUCUCUGGGAGAUUAUUCUUCAAUCCAGGGUGCCAUCAGUAAUCAUGCCACUACUCACCAGUGUUGUUAGCCAACCUCCCCCCCACACAUGAAUAUUUUGGUACCUAUGUUGUUCUUGUUACCCUUCCUAAGAAGCUGAAGUGUAUACCCCACUCCCUUUUUUUUACUUAUUUAUUUAAUAGGCUGCGAUAUCAUUUAUGAAAGUACACUGUACAGUAAUUUAACAUGUUGACUCUAGCAUCAUCAGUACCUAUUGAUUUAUUUUUCUCCCUUCUCCAGCCCUUGACAUCCACUUAGGGAUGAAAAAUAAUACAGGUUGGGUUCCCACUUCCAGUUGUGUUGAAUGACACAACUGAAGCUGUAGAACAGGACACUUGGAUAUUUAUCAGCUGAAAGAUGUUUUCCUGCUAGAAGGAUUUUAAUAUGUUUUGCAGAUGCAUCAUGCAAUGGAUUUUGCAUGUUUAUAAUAAACCUUAAUAACAAGUGAAUCUAUAUUAUUGAUAUAAUCGUAUCAAGUGUAGAGUAUUAUAAUAAUUUUAUAAGAUACAAUUGUGCUAUAUUUGUGAAGGUUUAUGUUUAUCUGCUUUUAUGAUUAAGUUUUAGUUUAAUCCUUUGCUGCUGUGCUUUCUCUUCCCCCUCCCCCUGCACAUUGGCACUGUAUCAGAUAUAUUAAUUUUGUAAUGUAGAUUUAACUUCAAAAAUGAAUGGCUAUUUUACAUGUUUAAUUAGGAGAUUUUAUAUAUAUAUAUAUAUAUAUAUAUAUAUAUAUAUAUAUAUAUUUGAUUCCACCUGCAAACCAAAGUUUUGUUUGUGGGGAUUAUUUUUGAGAUGAGACUCUCUUAGCUUCUUAAUAUCCUCUUUCAUUUGAGUUCCUCUUCCUUUUGGGGACAGUGAGAAGUGUUUGAAUCCAGUUUUCGUGGUAUGUUUGUGUACAUGUGGCAUUGUCACAACACCUGGGCUGAAAGGGGUGUGUGUGUGUGUGUGUGUGUGUGUGUUUCUGUGUCUGUGUGUUUUGUUCUUUCAGCCUGUGAUUGUUGGGGACUAGAGGGGAGCAUGGAUGGAACAAUUCCCUACUUGCUAUGUGUACCUGGACACACCAGAAGGACGUAGACUGUAUUGCUGCCCCAAAAUGACCCACCAUUGUUCCAGAAGAUACAAGCUUUGUGAGACAAACCAUAUGUCAGUCCCUGCAGUUACCAACACACUCUUUUCAGAAGCUGCACAUUUCAUUCUAGCUGUUGCUAGAAUUGGUCAUCCCCAUCUGCGAGGAGCAUGCCUUUGGCAAGACAUCCUCCCAAUGCAUUGUCCUGAGAAGAACUAGUUUUCUGCAGCACAAAAAAGGAGUCAGAAUGAAAGAAGCUAUUGGUCCUUAUAGAAAGCUGUUCUGUUUCCUCCCAAAGCAUCUCCAGCUAAGCUCUCCUUAUUUUUACUCUCUGGAUGUUUGUCUGAAGUUCAUAUAAUGCACUUACUCUGGUACUUUCACAUAAGAGGCCUGGAAAUCCCUGGAAGGAGACUUGGAGUAGGAAACAGGCCAGACCAGAAAAGAGCAGUUUCUUUGGCCAUGUUUUAUGAACUCUAGACUUUAAAACUCAAAAGGGGUCCCUGCACAUUGACCCCUGAAGUCCUGCUGAUCAGCUUACAUUCUGGGAACAUGUCCUUAUCAAGACACUCCAUUUUGUCUAAUGGGAAAAGAAUUUGUUUAUAGAAAGAGCCUAGGAGACAAAAGUCAGUCCCCUCACCCCAGGUGGAGCAGCAACAAGGCUGAUCCCAGCCAAGCCCCACGAGAUGAGGAAAGUCCUGGAAAGGAACACAGGUUACAGACCAUUUGUCCAGUGUGCCCAGCUGCUGCUUAUUUUAAGCAAGCAGCAGGCUUGAGCUUUCCCUCAGCCAAAACACAGCUUUAAAUGAUUGCUACUCUAGAAAAUAUGUUCCACCUCUCAGCUGUCUUGUGUUCCUAGAGAAUGUGUGACUGUUUUUCAAAGUAAGGACCCUGACCCUGGGGCCAGCACUCUGCCUAAGGGACAACAGACUGGAAAACAAACUGGGAUGGGGUUGAGGGAUUAAUGGUAAAAAUCAGGGCCUGAGGAUGUGUUCAUUGUGUAGCCUGUUUUAUACAAUGAGUAUUAAAUUUAGAGAAAGGCUAAUGCUUUAAAAAAUCUGUUCAGCCCAAGGCAGUUAUUGCUGAAAGACUAACUUAUGUGGAUAACCAUUAACAACUGUGAUCUACAGAAAUUACUGAGGAAAUUUCAAUACCAUUUUCUUACUUUACGGACCUUGCAUGAAGUGGAACAGCAGGGAAAGGCCUAGUGUUUGGACUUCAGCAACUGUGUUGGAGGCUGGCAUCAGAGGGGACCUUGAAGGGGACUCAAGAGAGUACCUGACCCUGAGCACUGCCCGCAUUGCCAGGCCCUGUAGACAAAAAUCUAGCACAUCUGAGUCUCUGCAGGACCCUUCAGGCUUGGACCCCAAAAGGCAAUUUAAAUUGUUCUGUGUUAUUUUCCCUCAGAAAGUGGCUGGUGCUCAGCAGCAGAACUUCUGUGGCUGUAGGCCAGUGAGCUGGCAGCCCUGCUUUUAGCAUUGCGUCCAAAGUCACCCGUUGCUUGGUUUGAGUGGAAGGAGCCAGAGCAUGCUAUCAGUUGCAGCCCUUGGGAUAAUAGGAGGCCUACCUCCAGGCAGAAAGUAAUAUGACAGGUGGAUGAGAGACCCCAGGAACCAGAGUGAUUGCUCCUCACUACAUCUCCUCUUUUAUCCCUGUGGCCUCAUUUGAGUUGCAGAAUUGCUGUCUGCCUUUUCUCAAAGGAUAUAUUAGGCUUUUUAUUAGGAAUUUUGGUAGAGAGCUGGGGUGAGGGGGUAUACAGAGCUCUCUGGAAGCUUGUCCUGAGUUGAUUGGUUGAAAGAUUGUCAUAGACCAAGAUUAAUGUGACCCAGCAAAGGAUUGUUGGUCACUUCUGUGACUUAACAUCCUUGGCAGAGAUGACAGGAACUUGCUGGAAGUAGGGUGUUGACCCCAAGAAAGCUGCCCAUUGACAUGCUGACAAAGGACAGUGAGUUGGGGCUGAACUGGCUGGGAGCUAGAGAAGAGAGCAUCCAGAGAGACCCUUGUAUAAAGGGCCAAGGAGCAGCAGUAUCUCCGUGGCUUUCCAUCUGGGGCACUGGUACAGACCAAGUCACCGCUGGUCUUCAAGACUGUGCUUUUUGCCAGGGACACAGCCUGUUCCUCCUGGCCCCAUGCCACCAACAUCCUCACCAGCUUCCAGAAGCUCCACCCCUCCUUGAAAUGGCUCUCAGUUCUUUGGGCACAGUCAGAACACCUAGUGGGCCUGGGGGCCAGCUGCUUCCACCCUUUCCUCUCUGACUUCCUGCUGAGCAUUAUGGCUGCCAAGGAUGGAUGGAGAAGUCGCAAAAACAGCAAACACUGCACUUCCCACCUGCUUCCACUUAGCAGAAGUAGGAGGCUUUUUUGCUGGAAUUUGUUUUCUCAGUACUGAAGAGAGAAAGUGAGAGUGUUAGGUUUUAAAAGCCUCCAGAAGGUGACACCAUCUGACAGUCAUUUUCUCACCUUGGUCUCAUGAAGUCAUCAAUUUCUUGUGUGUACACAGACUGUUUCUUGUUUCUUUGUAACCCCGCCAGGGCAGGCGUGCCUGGCCCCUCCAGAGCACACCAACCUGCUUUGAAAUGGACGCUGAGCCAAAGGCCCCAAAGGGUGAGGACCAGGACAGUUACAGGGACAGUGACAGGCACGAUGGUGAUAAGGGAGGAGAAUUGCACUCUGGUUAUUCAUGUGUACACAUUAACUUGACCAACAGGGUUGGGAAAUAUUUUUAAAUCAUUUUUCUUGAGCUGCUUGGGCUACAGUUUAUGAAAUAUACUGGUCUGUCAACAUUCCCAUCGUGUCCCAUUUGAGCCAAUGCAGCAAACUAGGUAAGACGAUACAUUUCUGCUGUUAGAAAACUUGAGAAAAUUAGAAAAGGUUACCUGAGUUGUAUGUGGAUGAAGGCAGACAUCCAGGAAUGAUGCCACCUAUUAAUUCUGUCGUGUCUGCACUCAGUGGACUCAAAGUGUGCAUAACUCACCCCUGUGCCUCUCAUCUGUGUGAUCAGCUGUCAGUUAACAACCACGUAGGUCACAGACAUCAAAUGGCCUUACAAUGACCCUACAAUAAAGCCCAUAAGUUCCAAAGACACUUUUUUAUCCUAAAGGAAGAAAUUAAUUGGUUAAUUCCAAGAGAAAACAUACCAGGGCUAUUUGUACUUUUUAUAAAGAACUUUAAUAAUUCUUUUAAAAUGAGUUUUUUAAAUGAAGCUAUGACAAUUUCGUAAAAUUCCAAUUGUGUGGAGCCUGAAGGAAGACAGCCUGGGUCAGCUAGGAUGUCCCUGACCUGCAUUCCCACUGCAGGACUUAGUUAGCCAAGCCGAUGGAGUGUGUCGUCCACGUGAGAAGGGUUGCAAGCUCCGGUGGAACUUGGCAGGGUGACGUUCUUCCUGUUUCUGAUAGACAGGAUAAUUGCCUGAGGUUCAGAUAUUUUCAAACUGUAGGAAAGAUGGCUAUAUUGUCCCCCUCCCCGAUGCAGCCCUAGAGGAGCACUCCCAGGGUCUCUGGGACCCUUUGUCUUGCUCUGUGAGGCUCUGUAACCACCUUUUGGUGAGAGGAGAAGGAUGCUUCCUCAGCUGUUUUCAGCCCUCCACCCAUCCCCAGAUCUCUCACAUUUGAUGAAAAUUCAGAGAUGCCCUGUUAGGAUUUUGCCCACCGGGCAAUUCAGAACUACUUCAAUAUCCCAAGAAAUUAGAAGCAGCAGAAAAUUUGCCUCCUAGCUUCUGUUUCAUAGCUAUUGCAUAUGUGAGUAGACAGAAUCCUACUUUUCAGAAAAUAGGUAUCCAGUUCACUUUAUAAAAACCUUUUUUUUCCCCUAAAGACAAAGGUGGCUUUGCACUUUCUGAUAAAGCUGUGUCUUUGUCUCCUGCGCUUAACUUUAGGAGUAUCUCUUCUUGGGGUUGUUUGUAGAUUCCUGUUGGUAUUCUCUCUGGAAAAAUGUCAUUCUUUUUUGAGAGGGUUCAGUGAACUAUUCAAAAUUACACGUGCAGGUGGUUCCUAUUUUGAGUAAAGAUUUUCUAAAAAUUUACCUCCUAUCCUUACUAUUACGGUCUUUCAGAAUAUCUUUUAUAGACAGUCGGAAACAUUUGAAAUUGGUUUUCCUACAUGUUACCUGUUUUUGUUUUUUGAAAGCCAUGCCAUUUUUAAAGCAUUUAUUGAAAAACAUCAUAUAAGACCCCAAAUUUGUAUGGAGAAAAAAAAUGGACGUUAAGGUUUUUCCUCCUGUAUAAGCACCUAAGGACAGAACAUAGAGGUAAUUCAACUGUCAGUUAACAUUUGGUUAUAUAGCAGGUGAAAUGGAUGUGUAAAUUACUGCAUUGCUUUCCUCGAUUUGUAGGACCUCUAAUCUUUGUUUGCAUGAUUUGCUUUGUUAGGUACAUUAAUUGUAGUUUGGAAGCAAGUGUGUAUGAAUAAAGAUAAUGAUCAUUCCUUA
Heterocephalus glaber (naked mole-rat) is the source of this 8625-nucleotide messenger RNA. RefSeq names its product protein kinase C alpha (gene Prkca). Lineage: Eukaryota; Metazoa; Chordata; Mammalia; Rodentia; Bathyergidae. Gene Ontology annotation, molecular function: diacylglycerol-dependent serine/threonine kinase activity; ATP binding; zinc ion binding. The record is from RefSeq and is a predicted model, not a curated record. Gene Ontology annotation, biological process: protein phosphorylation.